UCAGAAGAAGGAGGGGAUGGAGUCGUAAGGUCUGGGGUAUAAAUACGAGUCCUUGAGAACAGACUGUAACAAACAGGCUUGUCUUCCCAGCUGGAGGACCGUUCUUCGCUUUGAAGUAGAAACGGCGUUUCAGAGAGAGAGGAAUACAUAUUUUAGAAAAUAAAAAACAAGUAUUAUCAUUCAUCUAAAAUCGUUUAAUCGUAUCAACGGGUUCUUUUUUUAAAAAAUAGAGCACCUUAUACUUUGUUUUUUUUUUGGUUUUGUGUUUUAAAGAUGGGGUUGGGGGGGGUGUUGCUGCUGUCCGUCCUGUGCUCUUGUGUCCAUUCUCUCGUCCUGGAUUACAACACCAUCCGGGGAUCUGCUGAGGUGGACCUGAGGACCGAGACGCUGGACCGCUGCAUGACGGACAGCGACUGCGAGUCCACGAAGUUCUGCCAGAACACACGCGCCGGAGAGUCUGUUUGUGCCGCGUGCCGGCCGCUCCGCCGGCGCUGCCCGCGCAAUGCUACGUGCUGUCCAGGGACUCUCUGCAUCAACGACGUGUGCGCGCAGCCUGACGAGGGUGGCGUGACGACCGGGCUGGUCUCGCCCGUGACGCGUGGGAAAAGCGGACACCAUAUCCAGGAAAGCAAACCCAAAAAGCAGCCCAACAUCAAAGGGCUGGAGGGGGAGUCUUGUUUGCGCACCUCGGACUGCGCAGUUGGCUUGUGCUGCGCUCGUCACUUCUGGGAGAAGAUCUGCAAGCCCAUGCCACAGGAGGGGGAGGUGUGUUCAAAACGGGGGCGCAAGGAGACCCCCAUGGGUCGCGAGCUCUUCCAACGCUGCGACUGCACAGCCGGGCUCACCUGUCGCCCCCAAAACAAGGGUGAGGAGAGCCGCAAGUCCCGUCUGCGCGUCUGCCAGCGCCCCCUAGAGGGGCCCGCAGGACAGGGCAACAGCGGCGCCAAGAGGCCAAACAGGAAGCGACGGCACUGAGCAGCGGGAUUAAGACCGGGGACAAACCACCUGUAUGAACUUGAGGCCGUGGAUUCCUGAAGUUACUGAUUUCAAAAUCAGGAACAAACACUUAUUUUAAAGUGGAAUGUGUUUUUUUUAUUAUUUUAUUUCACAAUUGUCACUUUUUUUUCUCACUCAUAUAUAUAUAUAUAUAUAUAAAUUAAUAAAAUUGUGUGUGUGUGUAUCUUUUUAAUAUCCAUGAGUUGUAGCAUUAGAUUUCAAUUUUGAGUGCACAGGAUUCCUGGUUUCUCGGUUCACUGUGAUGUGUUUUGGUAGACAGCAGCAUGGAGUAGUGGUUAGGUCUCUGGACUCUUGACCGGAGGGUCGUGGGUUCAAUCCCAGGUGGGGGACACUGCUGCUGUACCCUUAAGCAAGGUACUUUACCUAGAUUGCUCCAGUAAAAACCCAACUGUAUAAAUGGGUAAUUGUAUGUAAAAAAAUAAUGUGAUAUAAUUAUAACAAUUGUAAGUCGCCCUGGAUAAGGGCGUCUGCUAAGAUAAUAAUAAUAUUUCAGUACCUUUUAUAUUUUUCAACAGUAGAUAGGCGAUUGUACCAAAUGGCUUUUAAUGACUGACAUACAAGCUGCAUUUCCAAAGGCUGGUGCUGUUCAGCUAGUCACAUUUCUGUCUAGAAGACAUAGUAUGCUGCACAGCGCCCACCGUGGACACACUUGAUUUUUUGUGAGUCUUGGCCUCUGCUCUGUACUCGUGUUUCCCCCACUCAGUGCUGUCCUGCGGAUCUGCUUCAAACAUUCCCAGCAGCACCGAGUGAACCUACUCUUACUCCAGGAGGGGGCGUGGUCUGUUCAGCACCACAGGCAGGGACCGUGGCUUCACCACUCUCUCUUGUACAGUGUGUGAAAAUGCACCAUUCCAGACAGGCAGCGUUCACUGCAGCCCUGUUUCCGUCGGACCGGGCUCCUGUUUCUCGGCUGCCCCCCCCCCCCCCCAGUUGAAAUGGCUCCUGAUUCACAGCAGCUGCUGAACCGCCCAGUUGAAAAGCGCUGUGAUGGAGAAUCAGGCUGGCAUGGUAGACAGAGCUGAAGGGAGCCUCGCAUUCUAUUAUUACAACCUUACCUUUCCUGGCUUCAGAAUGUCAAGUAACACUACAUAGAAAACAGACGCUGUCAUUGUAACACUAUUAACCACUUUACACAUUUUAAAAUGUGCCUUUUUUAAUAUUGAAAUAAACAUAAAACAGCAACAAUGGAGUAAAGAUGUUGCUGAUUAAAGCAACAGGAAAACAAAUAGCCUUGAAUGGCUUCUGAUGACGUAACUGCAGUCCGAGUCACUUUGACGUGAAGUUUUCAAAUUGCCCAACCCUUCGUACCCGGGCCCUUCCCUUUUCACAGAUCAAGGUGGUUUUUAAUGUGUACAUUUGUAUUUAAAUUCUUAUUUUUCAAUAAAACAAUGACACAAAC
This is a messenger RNA of Acipenser ruthenus (sterlet), 2416 nucleotides long. RefSeq names its product dickkopf-related protein 4-like. The record is from RefSeq and is a predicted model, not a curated record. Gene Ontology annotation, cellular component: extracellular region. Bases 274 to 975 code for a protein of 233 amino acids. Gene Ontology annotation, molecular function: receptor antagonist activity; co-receptor binding. Gene Ontology annotation, biological process: multicellular organism development; negative regulation of canonical Wnt signaling pathway. The transcript has 4 exons. Lineage: Eukaryota; Metazoa; Chordata; Actinopteri; Acipenseriformes; Acipenseridae.